UCUUCGUUUCACCGACCGACCUUUGUAUUCUACUUUACCUUAGGGAAAGCAGUUGACACUAUUAAUGAAAACCUGUAUAGAAUGCUAUAGUACUUUUUUACAAACAAUCUUUCAUUUCUAAUUCCUAGUUGAACAACUUCUAGCGCACUUUAACAAAAAUUUCGAUUUGUAUAAUACGCCGGUCGAUCAAGCAAUUACAUGAAUGAUUAUUUUCUAAAUAUACGAUAAAGAAAGUACACUCUAAUCUACUUAUAGAUAAAAACAGAUAUUUUUGCUCUCUUUGUUGGUAUCUAAAGCUUUUUAGCAUUAUUACUCAUGCACCUUCCUUCUUUUGAAAUUGAAAUUAUUUUGGAGAUCUUCUCUGUUCUCUUCCUCCCAUUCAUAUCUGAUUCCUUUGUCUCAUAUCCGAGCUUCUCUAAUAUUGCCUUUUUUUUGCCAGCUUUCGUAUAUCUGUUUGCCAAUCCCAAAGAAAAAUGCUUUUAUGAGCCGCUGUUAUGGCUUUCCUCGUUUCCUUUUGCGAUCCUCUGCAUUGGUUUUGGAAGGGACUCUGCGCUUUUUCAUGAAAUGUACAUGGUUUGCUUUUACAAUGCAGCGCUUGCCUUAAGCUUAAAAUUCUCUUUCUUCUCAUAUUUAUUGAAGGGACUGCAAACCGGGUCUGUUCCUUUAGAACUUCAUGUUACUAUUAUGAAUGCCUUUAUAGAAAUCACAAAAAACAGCUUUACAUUUAUUGAGGUCGUCUUGAUCUCCACCGGACUUAGCAGCGUAGCAUACGCUACUUUUCUGAAUGAGGCUGGCCCUCUGGUAUCAGUUUUAGCCGGUGUUUUGUUAGUAUCUGUUCCUUCGUUAGUUUUACUAAAUUCAUGCCUGCUCAAAACAUGUUCUCGUUGCAAACUUACAAAGGAGAAAUCUUCUCUACUAGUUUAUGCAGCUAGUACUUUUGUUGUUAUUUUCGUCUCUCGAUUUUGGGUUUCAAAACGUAUCCAGCAAAAGCCCGAAUAUUGGGUAUUUGCUCAAAUUUUUUUGAGUCCUUAUUCUAAGAAAAGGAUAACAAUUUUGAUUUGGUGGGUAUUGUGCCUGUCGUGCUAUAUAGGCUUUGUUGUUUGCUCUCAUAACGGCAGCUUCUUUCGUUACUAUUUUGGCACAAAAGGAGAACUUUUAAAUUUUAGAAGGAAAACGUAUCACGCUUUGAUUGUGUUUAUGUUCCUUCCUACUUAUUGUACAGACCCCUAUUUCGUACAUCUUGCAUUCUCAGGGGUGCUCUUUUUGUUUUUGUUUAUUGAAGGCAUCCGUGUACUGCGUUUGGAGCCGUUUGGUGAAAUGAUACAUAAAUUUUUGUGGCAGUAUACGGAUAACAGAGAUCAUCGUGGACCAUUAAUUAUUUCGCACAUUUACCUUUUAAUUGGAUGCGCAAUCCCUGUUUGGUUUUCUCAUGCACUACGUGGACCGGUCGCCUCUGCAGAGCUCUUGGUUGGUGUACUUUGUCUUGGAUGUGGAGAUUCUAUGGCAAGUAUCAUUGGGAAAAAAUAUGGAAGGUUUAGGAUUCGAAGAACAAAAAAAACACUGGAAGGUACUUUUGCUUUUUCCGCGUCUGUCUUUAUGGUUCUGCAGCUUGCACAACGACUGCAUAUUUGCCCUCAUGUUAGCCUAAAAAAUACCUUAGCUAUGUCUGUUUUUACUGCUAUGCUAGAAGGUGUCUCAUUGGAAAAUGACAAUCUCAUUUUGCCUAUGUACAUGUGGGUUCUAUAUCGGGCAUUGGAAAAUACUUAAAAUAGAAUGAUUUAGGAACGAUGAAAUUGACAAUCCAUCUAAUUUACUAGCUUUUAAUAUACGUUUCUCGUCUCCAUCUGUGAACGUUUCUUCUGCAUGUCUUAUUAAUGAGUGUUUUUGUUCUUAAGGAUGGAACGUUUUCUACUCCUGCUUACAAUGGCUAUAUCGUAUUGAAAAUGAUAAUUAUAUUUACUCUUAACACACUUCAAAGGAAGUCCUUGUCAUUGUCACGAUAGGUGUUUUGUUGACAUUAUAAACAUUACUGUACACAGUGAUUUUAAGAUAUCGCUAUGGAAAGUAUGGUUUAUGAGAUAAGGAACCUGAGCACAUUGGGAAACUAUUAAAAAAAAAGCAUAUUACGUUCGCUAUUUCAAAAGAGCUAUAUACGCAUCAAUUUACAGCCAGAUUGGAAGAUUUGAUCGGUCUGACUAAAUGAGACUAGACUGUCUUUCAAGCGUCUCAUUUAGUUAAUCUAAUCAGAUUCCUUUACAACAGUAGCUACUAUAAACGUAGUACAACCUUCCGAUACCCAUAUUACGAUGCAGCUAGAGUUGUUCAUUCCACUCGAUUUACAUAUUAUACGAUGUAAGAUAUCUGCCGCGACAUGAACAUACAUAUAAUUAUAAAGAAUAUUAUAUGCAGUAAAAUUAGGGUCUAAUAACAGUAUGGGAAUGUUUACCAGUGUCAGUCAACAAUGAUACACACCGCUGACAUACUAUCAAACCACACACCUUCAAUCACUUAGUAUUGUCUGCCUUGAUAGAC
Molecule: messenger RNA, 2532 nt
Organism: Schizosaccharomyces cryophilus OY26
Lineage: Eukaryota; Fungi; Ascomycota; Schizosaccharomycetes; Schizosaccharomycetales; Schizosaccharomycetaceae
Product: dolichol kinase
Exons: 2
Coding region: 316-1767 (483 amino acids)
Biological process (GO): dolichyl monophosphate biosynthetic process
Cellular component (GO): endoplasmic reticulum membrane
Molecular function (GO): dolichol kinase activity
Source: RefSeq, a predicted model, not a curated record